AUGUUCGCUGUUCCAGGGUGGUCCGUCUCGGCAGACGCCCUCAAGUCGGAAACUUUGGGCGGCCAAAAGGAUGGCGCGGCGAAAAGCCAGACACGCAAGCGCAAGAGAAACAACAACAAGGACGAGAAGGUCACGGAUUCAAACGUUGCUGGCCUAUAUGAGAAUGUGAUCGAGGGCAAGAAGACCGGCGGCGGCAGCAAAAGCCGUAAGAGCGAGGGUGGCGAGGAGACCCCCAAGAAGAAGGAGCGCAGAGAGUCGAAGGCUGCCGAGGAUGCCGAGGAAGCUCCCUCCAAGCCCAGUAAGAAGCAGAAGAAGGAGAAGCACUCUCAACCCCCCCAGGAGGAUGAGAAGGCGAACACCCCCAAGGUCGACAAGAAACAGAAGAAUGAGAAGCCUGCUGGGAUCCCUCAAGAUGAGGAGAGCACACCCAGGGUCGACAAGAAGGACAAGAAGGACAAGAAGCAGAAGAAGGACAACUCCAAGCACGAAAGGCAGGAAGAAGCUGAAAAACAACCCUCAGAGACGCCCAACAAGGAGGACAAGAAGAAGAAGAGCAAGGAAGCAGCAGCAGCCAUCGCCGCCUCCGUCCCGCCUGUGCCUCCUGCUCCGGCGAAACUCACGCCGCUGCAGGCCAAGAUGAGACAGAAGCUCAUCUCAGCGCGAUUCCGCCACCUCAAUGAGACGCUGUACACGCGCCCUUCGGCUGAUGCCUACCAGCUCUUUGAGGAUUCUCCCGAGAUGUUCUCCGAAUACCACGAGGGUUUCCGCCGGCAGGUUGAGGUGUGGCCCGAGAACCCCGUCGACGGCUACAUCCGCGACAUCAAGCUGCGUGCGAAACAGCGCUUCCCGCCUCGCGGAAUGCCCCCUAAGAACCCCAACGGACCCCAGCCGCUGCCCCGGACCGACGGCACUUGUGUCAUCGCCGACCUGGGCUGCGGCGAUGCCCGCCUCGCCUCGACGUUGUCUCCGGAGGCCCAGAAGCUCCGCCUUCAGAUUCAUAGCUACGACCUCCACUCCCCAGCGAAGCACGUCACCAAGGCCGAUAUUGCCAACUUGCCCCUCGCCGACGGCUCCGUUGACAUUGCCAUCUUCUGCCUGGCGCUGAUGGGCACCAACUGGAUCGACUUCAUCGAGGAGGCAUACCGCAUCCUUCACUGGAAGGGCGAGCUCUGGGUUGCCGAGAUCAAGUCCCGUUUCGGACCCGUAGGUCGCAAGAACGCUGUCGUGGAGCACAGCGUCGGCAACCGCAAAAAGGCAGCUGCUGCAAAGAAGGGUAAAGGUGCGGAAGAGGAGACGGAGGCGGACCGCACGGCGCUGGCCGUCGAGGUUGACGGUCACGAGGAUCGCCGCGGCGAGACAGAUGUUUCUGCUUUCAUCGAGGCUCUGAGGAAGCGUGGCUUCGUGCUGAGGGGUGAGGGUGAGGGCAACAAGGGUGCCGUGGAUCUGUCCAACAAGAUGUUUGUCAAAAUGCACUUCAUCAAGGGCGCGGUUCCUACUAAGGGCAAAGGACUUGCUGCUGCCAAGGCUGCUGGCUUCGUCGAGAAAGAGAAGAAGCAGAAGAGAUUUGUGUGGGAGACCGAGGAAGACAAGGUCGAUGAGACGGUCAUCUUGAAGCCUUGUGUCUACAAGAUUCGGUAG
Messenger RNA from Colletotrichum karsti, 1638 nucleotides. RefSeq names its product rRNA processing protein. The transcript has a single exon. Gene Ontology annotation, cellular component: nucleolus. Gene Ontology annotation, molecular function: rRNA (adenine) methyltransferase activity. The record is from RefSeq and is a predicted model, not a curated record. Gene Ontology annotation, biological process: ribosomal large subunit biogenesis; rRNA methylation. Bases 1 to 1638 code for a protein of 545 amino acids. Lineage: Eukaryota; Fungi; Ascomycota; Sordariomycetes; Glomerellales; Glomerellaceae.